GGUCGGCACCUGGCGGCUCGCCGACCGAGCACGAGGUGUCCGCGUCGGCCUCACCGUCCAGGGUAACGUCGUCGACGUCGGAGCCGUCGCAAGACGCGCCUGGCACACCAGCAGUGGCACCACCGUCGGCAGCAGUAGCGGGAGGCAGCGGCGCACGGCCUGCAGUACCUCCAGGGCUCACAUCAUCCGCCUGCACAAUACCCACAAUACCAGCGGCGGCACGGCAGGAGGAGAACAAAACAGCGCCACAAGAGCACAAAACGCCUUCGUCGCUCCGUCGCUGGCAGACGCUGCCCGACACCAGGACAGGCUCAGCAGCUGACCUCCGCGGCGUGCGUCCUGUGCCGACCUCCUCGGUGCCGCUCAUCACCUCUCCGCCGUCGUCCCAGCGCCCCGGGGGCCGAAGCGGCCAGAAGGGGUCGGCAUCGCACCGCAGCGUGUCCACGUACUCGCUAGGCUCCACGUGGCCCUCGCUCUCCGCGUGCACGGCGGCGCAGGCAGCGGUGUCCGCCAUGAGGGCGGCCUCGACGUCAGCGACGUGCGAGACCGCCGAGCCAGUCGGGAACUCCCUCGACUCAGGCAGAAGCGACCGCGGGCGCGGGAGCCGCGGGCCGCGCUGGGCGAUCCGCCAGGCGCGCCGCGGAGCUCCAGGCCGCGGGAGGUCCUGCGCGUGGCAGCCGACGUUCCGCUCUAGAAUCCUGCCCUCCUGUAGCUGCUCGCCCUUCUCCUGCGCGAUAAGCACGGGCGCAACGAGCGCCAGGCGGCGCAGGAUGCUCGGAGGCGCCUCGGCCAGGCCCUGCAGCUCCAGGAGUUGCGCUGCCUGCCUCUGCGCCAAUCUCUCACGUGAGAGGGCGGCCCAACGCUGAGCCUGGCGGCGCUCGCGCGGCGCACGCCGAAGCCCUCCAGACAGCCGAUCAUCUGGCCGUCUCCCCGUCCCAUUUUGGCUCUUGCCAGGUCGGGCGCGCGCGCGCGCGGGCUCGAGUUCGAUGGCGACGGGGAGACGGCCAGAUGAUCGGCUGUCUGGAGGGCAACGGCGGGCGCCGCGCGAGCGCCGCCAGGCUCAGCGCUGGGCCGCCCUCUCACGUGAGAGAUUGGCGCAGAGGCAGGCAGCGCAGCUCCUGGAGCUGCAGGGCCUGGCCGAGGCGCCUCCGAGCGUCCUGCGCCGCCUGGCGCUCGUUGCGCCCGUGCUCAUCGCGCAGGAGAAGGGCGAGCAGCUACAGGAGGGCAGGAUACUAGAGCGGAACGUCGGCUGCCACGCGCAGGACCUCCCGCGGCCUGGAGCUCCGCGGCGCGCCUGGCGGAUCGCCCAGCGCGGCCCGCGGCUCCCGCGCCCGCGGUCGCUCCUGUCUGGGUCGAGGGAUUUCCCGACUGGCUCGGCGGUCUCGCACGUCGCUGACGUCGAGGCCGCCCUUCUGGCGGCUUCCGCUGCCCGCGCCGACGUGCACGCGGAGAGCGAGGGCCACGUGGAGCCUAGCGAGUGCGUGGACACGCUGCGGCGCGAUGCCGACCUCUUCUGGCCGCUUCGGCCUCCGGGACGCUGGGACGACGGCGGAGUGGUGAUGAGCGGCACCGAGGAGGUCGGCACGGGACGCACGCCGAUGAGGUCGUCUGCUGGGCCUUUCCUGCUGUCGGGCAGCGUCUGCCAGCGACGGAGCGACGAAGGCGUUUUGUGCUCUUGUGGAGCUGUUCUGUACUCUUCCUGCCGUGCCGCCGCUGGUAUUGUGGGUAUUGUGCAGGCGGAUGAGGUGAGCCCUGGAGGUACUGCAGGCCGUGCGCCGCUGCCUCCCGCUACUGCUGCUGACGGUGGUGCCACUGCUGAUGUGCCAGGCGCGUCUUGCGACGGCUCCGACGUCGACGAUGUUACCCUGGACGGGGAGGCCGACGCGGACACCUCGUGCUCGGUCGGCGAGCCGCCAGGUGCCGACCAUGCCGGUACUGCUGCAGCAGCCGCCGCGUACCUCGCCGCCUUCCCGCAGGCCCUCUUCAGCGGGGGCGGUGGCGGCAGGGGCCGCUGCGAGGUCGCGGCAGGGGACUGGUGGCGAGCGAGGGCCUUCGUUGCCCGCGUCUGGCUCACCACAGGUGCUGCGACGGUGCAGGCGAGCGGUGCUGCUGGUUCUGCCGCCCAGCCGCCGCCGCUGCCUGACGAUCUCUUGCGGGCCGAUUGCCCGAUGUCGGGGCGUGCCGCAGGCGCUGUGGCGCAGCCGCUGCUGCGGAGAGUCCGCUUCGCAGAUGCCCCGUGCGUGCUCGAGAUUGGCUGUUGCUCGGGAGUGCGUGGUAUCCUUCGGCGGGAGAGCGUGCCAGGGUUUCUGGAUCCCGCGUGGACGCGCCACGCCAAAGCUGCUGACCUGAUGCACAUGAUCGAAGGCGACUCCUUUGGCCUCACGGUUCCUCCCAUGCGGAGGCCGCACCAACGUCGUGUGCGAUUCGCGGAUGGGUCUCGUCUGGUUGACGCCCUUCCGCCAGGGAUGUCCGUUGAGCGUGCCAGAGAGCUCGCUCGUCUUAUCAGAUUGUGCGGAGGGCAGUAAGCUGUUGUCUGAAGCUACGAGGUCUGUGAGUGAGUCCUUCCUCCUCUCCUCUGCUUGGCUUCCUCUCUCCCGCUUGCAUUCGCAUUUUUGUAUGUGCACGUGGGCGUCGUGUGGCACUUGUUGAUCGUUGAAGUCCUUUUGUUCUUCAGCUUGAUCUUCGGUGCAGCUUCGCUGUUCUGCAUGCCUCUCGGCACCGCCCGCCCUCGUGGCCCUGGGGCCUAGGCGCCCCCGUUGGCCCUGGCGGCCUGCCCUCGGGGAGGCCCGAAGCGGCCCCUCGUGGGGGUGUGCUGGAGGUUGGCCUGAAGCGGCCCCUCGGGGAGGGCGGCCCGAUGCGGCCCCCUCCUGCUGGCCCUGGAGGCUCCCGCGUGCCUCGGGCUCGGUCCUCAGUGGACCUCCCCCUUUUUUUUCCAGCCUUUAGAGGCCCCACCACACACACACACACA
This is a messenger RNA of Prorocentrum cordatum, 2968 nucleotides long. Lineage: Eukaryota; Dinophyceae; Prorocentrales; Prorocentraceae. The record is from the annotation of a GenBank genome assembly.